Molecule: messenger RNA, 1992 nt
Organism: Canariomyces notabilis
Lineage: Eukaryota; Fungi; Ascomycota; Sordariomycetes; Sordariales; Chaetomiaceae
Product: citrate synthase
Exons: 2
Coding region: 1-1992 (663 amino acids)
Biological process (GO): fatty acid biosynthetic process; acetyl-CoA biosynthetic process; tricarboxylic acid cycle
Cellular component (GO): cytosol
Molecular function (GO): ATP citrate synthase activity
Source: RefSeq, a predicted model, not a curated record
AUGGCUCCCGCAACAUCCUCGGCCAACGGCGCCAGCCCGAGCGGCACUCUUUCGGCUAACGACAACAUCCGCCGUUUCGCUGCGCCGAGUCGGCCGCUGAGCCCUCUCCCCGCCCACACUCUCUUCAACGAAAAGACAAGAUGCUUUGUCUACGGUCUGCAGCCGCGCGCCGUGCAAGGCAUGCUCGACUUCGAUUUCAUCUGCAAGCGGUCCACGCCUUCGGUCGCGGGAAUUAUCUACACGUUCGGCGGUCAAUUCGUCAGCAAGAUGUACUGGGGAACUAGCGAGACCCUGCUCCCCGUUUACCAAGAAGUUCCAAAGGCAAUGGCGAAGCACCCCGAUGUAGAUGUGGUUGUCAACUUUGCUUCGUCUCGUAGCGUCUACAGCUCGACGAUGGAGCUGAUGGAGUACCCGCAAAUCAAGACGAUUGCUAUCAUUGCCGAGGGUGUCCCGGAGCGCCGCGCGCGUGAAAUUGCGCAUGUUGCGAAGAAGAAGGGCGUCACCAUUAUUGGCCCUGCCACUGUUGGUGGCAUCAAGCCCGGCUGCUUCAAAAUCGGCAACACCGGUGGCAUGAUGGACAACAUUGUUGCCUCCAAGCUGUACCGCAAGGGCUCGGUUGGCUACGUCUCCAAGUCGGGCGGUAUGUCCAACGAGCUGAACAACAUUAUCUCGCAGACGACAGACGGCGUCUACGAGGGUGUGGCAAUUGGCGGCGAUCGUUACCCCGGCACCACUUUUGUUGACCACCUGCUGCGGUAUCAGGCCGAUCCUGCAUGCAAGAUCCUCGUGCUACUCGGCGAGGUCGGAGGUGUUGAGGAGUACAAGGUGAUUGAUGCCGUCAAGCAAGGCAUCAUUACCAAGCCUAUUGUGGCGUGGGCCAUCGGUACCUGCGCUAGCAUGUUCAAGACCGAGGUUCAGUUCGGCCAUGCUGGUGCGUUCGCUAACUCGCAGCUCGAGACUGCCGCUAUGAAGAAUCAGAGCAUGCGUGAAGCUGGCUUCUACGUCCCCGACACCUUUGAGGACAUGCCGGCUGUCCUGAAGUCCUUGUACGAGAAGCUUGUCAAGGAUGGCACCAUCAAGCCCCAGCCCGAGCCUGUCGUGCCCAAAAUUCCCAUCGAUUAUUCAUGGGCGCAGGAACUUGGUCUUAUCCGCAAGCCGGCUGCUUUCAUCUCGACCAUCUCGGACGACCGUGGUCAGGAGCUGCUAUAUGCUGGAAUGCCCAUCUCGGAUGUAUUCAAGGAGGACAUUGGCAUUGGCGGCGUCAUGUCACUGCUGUGGUUCCGUCGCCGCCUCCCAGACUACGCGUCCAAAUUCCUUGAGAUGGUCCUGAUGCUUACCGCUGACCACGGUCCCGCUGUGUCUGGCGCAAUGAACACCAUCAUCACGACUCGUGCUGGCAAGGACUUGAUCUCAGCAUUGGUGAGCGGUCUCCUCACUAUUGGCUCUCGGUUCGGUGGCGCUCUGGACGGUGCUGCCGAGGAGUUUACCAAGGCGUUCGACAAGGGUCUCAGCCCACGUGAAUUUGUGGACACGAUGCGCAAGCAGAACAAGCUGAUUCCGGGUAUCGGGCAUCGCGUCAAGUCGCGGAACAAUCCGGAUCUCCGUGUGGAGCUUGUCAAGGAAUAUGUCAAGGCCAAAUUCCCGAGCCACAAGAUGCUCGACUAUGCGCUGGCGGUCGAGACAGUAACAACGUCUAAGAAGGACAACCUCAUCCUGAACGUCGAUGGUUGCAUUGCCGUAUGUUUCGUUGACCUGCUGCGGAACUGCGGCGCUUUCAGCCCCGAAGAGGCGGAAGAUUACCUCAGCAUGGGCGUGCUCAACGGCCUGUUCGUCCUCGGCCGCAGCAUCGGUCUCAUUGCUCACUUCCUCGACCAGAAGCGCCUGCGCACCGGUCUGUACCGCCAUCCCUGGGAUGACAUUACAUACCUCCUCCCGAACCUGCAGCAGGCUGGUGCCCCGGGUGCCGAGGGUCGUGUGGAGGUCCAGAUGUAA